UGCGGCACAAGGAGGGAAAUGGGCUAGCCUCCGACAACUAUGAAGGCAGCCUGGAGCCUAAAAGGGUAGUAAAGAAAUCCAUCCUUGCUGUCCCCGCCAGCGCCCCCCGCCCCCCGCUGCCAACCCCGAGGCCCCAGCAGGGCGGAUGCAGGGUGGCGCAGGGGCGAAAUCUCGCGAUAACAGAGCAGCCAGGCGGGGGUGGCACCUCUUCCUCCACCUCCUCCUGCUCGCGUUAGUUCCGGUCGCAGAGGAGACACCGCCGCAGUUGCCGCCACCUCGGAGAUUUCUGGCUCUCUUCUCUUCGCCUUAAAUUCGGGUGUCUUUUAUGAAUAAUCAAAAGCAGCAGAAACCAACGCUAUCAGGCCAGCGUUUUAAAACCAGAAAAAGAGAUGAAAAAGAGAGGUUUGACCCUACUCAGUUUCAAGACUGUAUUAUUCAAGGCUUAACUGAAACUGGUACCGAUUUGGAAGCAGUAGCUAAGUUUCUUGAUGCUUCUGGAGCAAAACUUGACUACCGCCGCUAUGCAGAAACCCUCUUUGACAUCUUGGUGGCCGGUGGAAUGCUGGCCCCAGGUGGUACACUGGCAGAUGACAUGAUGCGGACAGAUGUCUGUGUGUUUGCAGCACAAGAAGACCUAGAGACCAUGCAAGCAUUUGCUCAGGUUUUUAACAAGUUAAUCAGGCGCUACAAAUACCUGGAGAAAGGUUUUGAAGAUGAAGUUAAAAAGUUGCUGCUGUUCUUAAAAGGUUUUUCAGAGUCGGAGAGGAACAAGCUCGCUAUGUUGACUGGGGUUCUUCUGGCUAAUGGAACACUUAAUGCAUCCAUUCUUAAUAGUCUUUAUAAUGAGAAUUUGGUUAAAGAAGGAGUUUCAGCAGCUUUUGCUGUAAAGCUUUUUAAAUCAUGGAUAAAUGAAAAAGAUAUCAACGCAGUCGCUGCAAGUCUUCGGAAAGUGAGCAUGGAUAACAGACUGAUGGAACUUUUUCCUGCCAAUAAACAAAGUGUUGAACACUUUACUAAGUAUUUCACAGAGGCAGGCUUGAAAGAACUUUCAGAGUAUGUCCGCAAUCAGCAGACCAUAGGAGCUCGGAAGGAGCUCCAGAAGGAACUUCAGGAACAGAUGUCCCGUGGUGAUCCAUUUAAGGAUAUAAUUUUAUACGUCAAAGAGGAAAUGAAAAAAAACAACAUCCCAGAACCAGUUGUCAUUGGGAUAGUCUGGUCAAGUGUAAUGAGCACUGUGGAAUGGAACAAAAAAGAAGAGCUUGUAGCAGAGCAAGCCAUCAAGCACUUGAAGCAAUACAGCCCUUUACUUGCUGCCUUUACUACUCAAGGUCAGUCUGAACUGACUCUGUUACUGAAGAUUCAGGAGUAUUGCUAUGACAAUAUUCAUUUCAUGAAAGCCUUCCAGAAAAUAGUGGUGCUUUUUUAUAAAGCUGAGGUCCUGAGUGAAGAGCCCAUUCUGAAGUGGUAUAAAGAUGCACACGUUGCAAAGGGGAAAAGUGUCUUCCUUGAGCAAAUGAAGAAAUUUGUAGAAUGGCUCAAAAAUGCUGAAGAAGAAUCUGAGUCUGAAGCUGAAGAAGGUGACUGAAUUUUGAAACAACAUCCUCAGUAAAGCAAACAGGAGUUGUAGAUAAUAUGUCAUGUCUCAUGUGUCCUGGUUCUUACAUCUUCCUACCUCCCUAUAUCAAGCAUGAUAUAAGGGCUUUCAUGGCAAAUUUUAUUUUAACUUGUUUCUAUGGUUACUGGAAAUGUUGGGUUUAGUUUCUACAACCAUGUUUUAAGUAGCUACAGGAGCUGUAGAGUCAAAUCUAAUGUUGCAUUAGUUUUUUCAGUUAUUUUCUACCUCCUGUAUUUUCUACUGUAAUGUAAUUUAAGGCCUUCCACAAUGAACAGUUUACUUUAUUCCCUGGGUUUUCUAUAUAAAGUUUUCAAAAUAUGAUUUGGUUAAAAAAUAAUUUGUUAUGAAAAUUCUGUUUGCAAAUUAAACUGUAAAAGUAUCCAAAGUCUCAAAAGGCAGUGAUUUGUUUGGAUAAUUUAGUAUGUCCAGAGCCCUGUUCAUCAAUGAAAAUCUCUUAGGUAAUAAUUGAAUUCAUAACAUGAAUCCUGCUUAUUUUUAACCCCAGGUGGUGGUUGCUCUUUGGGUUUUAUCCUUAGUAAAGCCAUGGGGAACAAACGAGUUUGAGAAAUCUUAUGUGGCAGAGGUAGUAGGGACAAGGAGGUUGGGCUUUUUCCUAGAGACUUCCGCAUUCCUUUUGUAUCUUUACAGGUGAAACAAAUACUGUUUCAUACAAGCGUUUUGGUUUUGGUUUGUUUUUGUUUGUUUUUUUCUGAGUGCCCUUAGACUGUUAGAGGAGAGGGUUACUUAACAGAGUGUUGGUAAAAGGACUCAUGCUCUAACCCAAAAAGAUGGUUGGAAAUAUUGAGGCUGAGCAUGUUCUAACCAGGGACCUAACCCUGACUUAUUCCUAAUGCGAGGAGUGAGGUGUAAUGCUAACCAUCCCUGCUGGUUGUCUGUCUUCAUUCCAGCAGCAUUGAGCAGCGAAGGACUCAAGCACCUGGAUCAGCAUACCCUGGUUGCCAUUUUUUAAUUGCCAUGAGUCAAGUAUUUCUUUGAAGUCUUCAAUGGCUGCCUUUUUUGUCACUUUUUUUUUUUAAUCCAUUUGUAGUUAAUAGUGGGAAAUGUAGCUGUGGUUUGGGGUAGAAAGGCUUGUUAAAAGUGAACAUUUUGAAAUUUUUUUAAUUGGUGAAAGGAAAUGGCCUAGAAUAAUGCUGCCAGACAGUGGAAAUUGCCCAUUUUGAAGGUGCCAUUCUUAGAAGCCAAGAAUUUGCUAUUUAAAAGUUAUCUUGAGAAUAACAUGUAAUAUAAUUUGAAAUAAAGAUAAGAGCAUUAGAACUGAAAACAUUGUUGGGUGGGGUGAAUUUGUUAAAUGAAUAACUUUGAUAAAGUUUUAUGCACAGGCAAAAUGUAUUCACUAAAUUUCUGUGUAGUGAUCUACUUUUCCUUUGUAAUUUGUAGCCCUCAAGACUUUUUUUUUAAAUAAAGUCCAUCCUUACACUUAGGUUUUAUAGAUCAGUCUUUUUUUUUUCCCCAUAAGCUCACUUAACACCCAAUGCUGUGCUGUAUGUUCUGUGUUCAGAUGUCUUUACUAUGUAAGCAUUAAACAAUAAUUUCUCCUUUCAUCCUUAAAACUAUCAAAUUGUAAACACCUACACCAAAUUAUGAUGUAGCUGAAACUACAUUGACAUUUCUACAGCCAAAUCAUUGCAUGUUACUGCCAUACAAAGUGUACCCUAUCUUAUUAUAUACUGUGUAUAGUAAAGAGUGUGUAGUCUUCCAGAACUACAUUAUGAUCUUUGAUCAUGGGUUUUUUCUUUGAUAAUGACACAGUAGUGUUUACUUAAAAUAGUAAGUGGGUAAGGCACCUUACAAGUAAAAUGUAAAGAAAAGGAAUGCUUUAUAAAAUAAAAUUGCCAGUGCCAACAUAAUGGCUCCAAAUAUGUAAUUACUGAUGCAGAUGUGAAAACUGUAAUUAUGAUUGGGUGACUGUCUAGUCUCUCCUGAUUUGGGUGUCCAUUUCAUAGGCUUAAUCCCUUGGAUGUUCUGUGUUUAGAGCUGAUCAUAAAUUUCCCCAUACUCUGGGAAUAUUGUCUUAGAGAUAUCUAUUCUGUUCUUAUAAAAAAAAAAAAACCUCCAGAUACCAAAAAUGCCACAUAAUACUAUAUAUA
Nannospalax galili (Upper Galilee mountains blind mole rat) is the source of this 3723-nucleotide messenger RNA. It is a transcript of the gene Bzw1, whose product is annotated as basic leucine zipper and W2 domains 1. The coding region runs from base 326 to 1585 and encodes 419 amino acids. Gene Ontology annotation, molecular function: protein binding. The record is from RefSeq and is a predicted model, not a curated record. Gene Ontology annotation, cellular component: cytoplasm; membrane. The transcript has 12 exons. Lineage: Eukaryota; Metazoa; Chordata; Mammalia; Rodentia; Spalacidae.